Molecule: messenger RNA, 1134 nt
Organism: Asterias rubens (European starfish)
Lineage: Eukaryota; Metazoa; Echinodermata; Asteroidea; Forcipulatida; Asteriidae
Product: low-density lipoprotein receptor-related protein 8-like
Exons: 8
Coding region: 115-1053 (312 amino acids)
Molecular function (GO): protein binding
Source: RefSeq, a predicted model, not a curated record
CUCCAGCGUGUUCAACUUUAGCAUGUGUGUCUAGGAAAUACUUUUUUUUCUUCUAAAUAUUGUCAGAGUGUAUCGGAUUAAAAUGUGACACCCACGCCGAGAAUUCUUAUAAAUAUGAGCCUCAAUUGCUUUGGAAGGCAAGCCAUAGACAAGCUCCCAAACUAUCUGACAAUGGAAGCAACACGCCUCGCCCUCGCUCUCUUGGUAGGAUCCCUGGUGAUCGGGAUGUGCUUGAGCAAGCCAGCACAAAAGGAGAAAAGAAUGCAACGUCGUCACGAAGAACGCAGCAUGAACUGUACUGGUGUGAAUGAAUUCCUGUGCAUUUCUGGACAAUGUAUCUCGGGUAACUGGCAAUGCGACGGGAUGGAUGACUGUCUAGAUGGGGACGACGAAUUUGGAUGUUCCAUCAACGAAUCAACAGGUACCUGUGAGGCUUGGAGUGAAUACACAUGCGAUUCUGGACACUGUAUCCCAUCUUACUGGCAAUGCGACGGCUGGACUGAUUGUCCACAUGGUGAAGAUGAAGCCGGGUGUACCUACGAGCCGACUGGUGCUUACGACCAAUCCAGCUACGAUUUCUCCUGGGAUUUCGGUUACAAUUCUGAAGGUGGUUCUGAGUGGUGUGAUUACCAGUGUUAUUCCGGGGACUGCAUCUUUUCGUCCUGGGUGUGUGACGGCAUUACAGACUGUAGCCAAGGAGAAGACGAAUCUCACUGUGACCCCUGGUUCGUUCAGGACUUGCUGCAUUACUGCCUCCUGUCCGACGUAGUGGUCCCAAGGUGGAUGGCGUGUGAUCGUAUCACAGAUUGUCCCUACGCUGACGACGAAUGGCUUGGCUGCUAUGGCAUCCAUGAUGGUUUUGGAUUCGACAAUAAGAAGAGGGGCGCCGAGAAACUGCCCACCCAGCUAAGCAAGAUGGCCAAGAAACACAUGAAGACAGAGAAGAGUUUGACCGAAGAGCAGAAACAACUGCUUAAAACCAUCAACGAGAAACAGUCUGUGAUGAAGAAAGGCAGACUUGGGGCCAAGAAGGCACUGAUCGAUGCGGUCUGAUGUUGCUGACCACAUCAGAUGCGAAAGUUCCAGCCCCUUUUAUUGCACCAUAAAAAUGACCGGAACGAAACGGACUGAUGU